AUGCAGCGCAAGCUGAAAUCUGUCUUUCGAAGGUCCAGUAGUCCAAAAGCCUCCCCAGCGUCACCAAAGAGCAAGACCCGUCACACCGAACCAACUUCACCACCUGGUGAUCAGCGACGUGUGUCUUCAGACCGACAUGGCCGCACUUCAGUCGAUUCAUCUGCGACUGGCUCGAUCUACACUGGUCGCAGCAGACCUGUCAGUUCAGUCUACGAUGACCGUCGUCAAAGUCAAGCAUCUGCGAAGCACCCGACGGCGACUGACUUCGCCUCCUCUUCGGACCCCAAUGGCGGCGCUAUAGCAAACGACUACAAGGCUUAUCUGCCUGCUCUGUCCCCUGUGAACGACGACCAUGGCGACGAAUACAUUUCGCUCGAUGACGACAGAGGCCAGAUUACUGGAGCAAGUAAGGGACGGCACGAGGAAGGUGUCGCAGACCGCAAUAUCGCGCGCUAUAGUACAUCUAUGGAUAACGGAAACCGAGUUCCAGCAGGUGCUAUUCGCAGCGAGCCAGUCGGAAUCGCUCUCAGCACCCCUGCUUCGAACCCAACGUCUGGUAAACAACACUCGCGUAACCACUCUACGGACACUGGCUCUGCUGGUAAAUACAUUGCUAAGGGUGGCACUACUGGCAACGAGGGCCUUGUGGACGGCAUCCGUACGUACACGACGACCAGCCAACAUGAGAACGGGUCACAGAAGAGGUCAAGCUUCUCGCCCAAGACUGCUCGCAUCGAGACUGGACGGGAGACAAGGAAAUCCCGCCCAUCAGACAGCGAUAACAGCACGCCCGGACUACAAAAGGAGACAAACGGCGUCCAAGGUACACAGUCCGGCGUACGCCAUGCUACUGUGGACGGAACAGCGAAUGGUGAAGAGACCAAAUUAGCCAGACAAUUGCGUCAGGAUGGCGUCGCAGACCUUCGGAACACCACCGACACAGACGGAGACAUCGUAUGGGCGCCUGCUGUCACACACGAAGUCAUCAAGCCGCACCAACACGAGAUCAUACAGCAGAAGAUCUACCGCGAGAUCCACAAUUACGAACACUUUCAUCGCAUACAGCCCGUUAUGAUGACAGAGGUCCUCCCACCUCGCCAUUGGAUUCCGAGUCCGAACGGUGAGGGGCUCAUCGAGAUCUCCGCGGACGAGCUCCCGGCCCGCACCGGCAAGAAUCGUUGGUGGUCGAUUUGCGAGCAUUCGAGCCCUUACGCGCUGCAGAAGACAACUCAAACGUACCGCACGGAGCCUGAGAUUAUAGAAGCAGGUACAUUCUUGACUGAAGAAGGUUUCGAGCGCAAGGAGACGAUCAUCAUCCACCCUCCGACACUUGCUGACUUGACCGGAUAUGCUGGGCCUGUGCAGGCUGUGCACUUCGACCACAAGACCGGAGAGCGCUGGUUGGGGGAGCUCACGACGAUGGACAAGCUCCGCGAGCUCCAGCAGUCACUUGAUCGUGCGCCGGACGCACAAAUGUUCCAAAUGAGCGAACUUGCAGAGAGCCUUCCUAAAGUGCCUGCCAGCUCCAUGCCUGUGCGCAAGCCUGUGAGCGGACUUUCUUCACAGGUACAUGGUUCGAAUGUUGGACGAACAUUGAGUGCUGUGUAA
This is a messenger RNA of Ascochyta rabiei, 1608 nucleotides long. RefSeq lists its product as uncharacterized. The coding region runs from base 1 to 1608 and encodes 535 amino acids. The record is from RefSeq and is a predicted model, not a curated record. The transcript has 3 exons. Lineage: Eukaryota; Fungi; Ascomycota; Dothideomycetes; Pleosporales; Didymellaceae.